This is a messenger RNA of Eruca vesicaria subsp. sativa (arugula), 1791 nucleotides long. NCBI's taxonomy places the organism in Eukaryota, Viridiplantae, Streptophyta, Magnoliopsida, Brassicales, Brassicaceae. The record is from the annotation of a GenBank genome assembly.
UCCUUCUUCCUUCCCCAACACAGCAUCAUCUCUUGUUUCAUCGCCCCGACUUCAGACACACACCAAAAAGCAAAAAAAAAAACUUUUUUUUUCGCUAAUCUUUUUAACCUUUUAUCCGAUUUAAACCUCACUUCAGUAUCAUCAGUUCCUCAAUCCAAAUGUGAAAAGCUUCAUUGUCAUCUUCUCCGAUUACAAUUAGGGUUACAAAAAUCAUUUUAAAAAAAAAACAUCAUCUUGAAAUCGAAAAAUGCGAUCUUUUUAAACAAUGGGAAACUGCAACACUAGAGACGAAGCUUCCGCCUUGACUCCUCAAGCUCAACCUCAAGCUCAACAGCUACAAAAGAAACACUCACGCUCCGUCUCAGAUCUGAGCGAUCCAUCAUCUCCCCAUCGCACUCCUCCUUCCGUCAUCCCCUUCACUCUCUUCGAGCUCGAGACCAUCACCAAGAGCUUCCGUCCCGACUACAUCCUCGGGGAAGGAGGGUUCGGAACUGUCUACAAGGGCUACAUUGAUGACAAUCUCCGCCUUGGUCUCAAGUCUCUGCCCGUUGCUGUCAAGGUUCUUAACAAGGAAGGUCUUCAGGGACACCGUGAGUGGCUUACUGAAGUGAACUUCCUUGGUCAGCUGCGUCAUUACAACCUCGUUAAGCUUAUUGGUUACUGUUGUGAGGAUGAUCAUCGUUUGCUUGUUUAUGAGUUCAUGCUUAGAGGCAGCCUUGAGAAUCAUCUCUUUCGAAAAACAACAGCUCCGUUGUCUUGGUCUAAAAGGAUGAUGAUUGCUCUUGGAGCUGCAAAGGGGCUUGCUUUCUUGCACAACGCUGAAAGACCGGUUAUUUAUCGUGAUUUCAAGACUUCCAAUAUACUGCUUGACUCGGACUACACAGCCAAGCUUUCGGAUUUUGGCUUGGCUAAAGCUGGCCCCCAGGGUGAUGAAACACAUGUGUCAACUCGAGUGAUGGGCACUUACGGCUAUGCUGCCCCAGAAUAUGUGAUGACUGGACACUUGACGGCAAGAAGUGAUGUGUACAGCUUUGGAGUUGUUCUUCUGGAGAUGUUGACGGGAAGAAAGUCAGUGGACAAGACCAGACCUAGAAAAGAGCAGAACCUAGUCGAUUGGGCUCGGCCAAAGCUGAAUGACAAAAGAAAACUGCUGCAAAUAAUCGACCCGAGGCUGGAGAACCAAUACUCCGUCAAGGCAGCUCAGAAAGCAUGCAGCUUGGCGUAUUAUUGUCUUAGUCAGAACCCCAAAGCUAGACCACUGAUGAGUGACGUGGUAGAGACUUUGGAGCCUUUGCAGUGUACAGGUGAUUCACUAAUCCCUGGUGGAGCUGCGUUUGCAAUGGGAGGGGUUCCUGAUUAUAGAAUGCACAGGAGGUUUGCAAAGAAUGUUGGUCCUGGUGCCAUUUGCAGGUCAUCACCUAGCCAAAGUUGUUCUCCGAGUGGACCUGCACCAUGCAGAGUGCGGUGAUUAAGUGUGUCAAGUGUACAUAAUCAAAUCAGUUCGUCUCCUUUUGGUGUAAUUUCUCUCAUCUGAAAAUAAUGGAUGCGGUUUGCUUCACGUUGUUUUUGUUGUUGCUGCUGUUUGUUUCCCCUCCACUUUACAGUGUUGAUCUAUCUUUUGUAUGACUGUGAUCUAGCGUGGUUGGUGUUUAAUCCACUCUCUGAUGUAGUGUGCUUGUAUUAGUCUGACAUUUUCUCUAAUCACUCCUAUGUGAAUUUUUGUGUGUGUAAGCAGUAUUGGUUUUCUUGGUAUCACAUCACCCAAUAUAUCUUCAACAUCUUGAUUCGGGA